Messenger RNA from Striga hermonthica, 795 nucleotides. NCBI's taxonomy places the organism in Eukaryota, Viridiplantae, Streptophyta, Magnoliopsida, Lamiales, Orobanchaceae. The record is from the annotation of a GenBank genome assembly.
AUGCUGAGAGUUGCAGGGAGGAGGCUGUCGUCUCUCUCGUGGCGGUCCGGUCAGGCUACGCCGGCCGCGUUUGCGUCUAAGAACCCGUUCUCCGCCGUUGAUUCGCCAGACGCCCCUUUCUCUCACAUCAACCCUUUCUUGGAUCAAAUCAGAGGCUAUUCUGUCAGUACCCUCACACAGGAUAACCUCACCUUGAUCCCCGAUGUCCCUGCCACAGUGGCGGCCAUCAAGUCCCCAAGCUCCAACAUCACCUACGACGAGAGCAACCACGAGAGGUACCCGCCCGGCGACCCGAGCAAGCGCGCGUUCGCCUACUUCAUCCUCACCGGCGGCCGGUUCGUGUACGCCUCAUUGGCCCGCCUCCUUGUUCUCAAGUUUGUCCUCAGCAUGUCCGCCAGCAAGGAUGUCCUUGCUCUCGCCUCCCUUGAGGUGGACCUGUCCAGCAUCGAGCCCGGGAGCACCGUAACAGUUAAGUGGCGCGGGAAGCCGGUUUUUAUCCGCCGCCGCACGGAGGAUGACAUCCAGCUGGCAAACAGUGUUGACUUGGCGUCCCUGCGGGACCCACAAGAGGAUGCAGUUCGGGUCAAGAAUCCCGAGUGGCUUGUGGUGGUUGGGGUUUGUACUCACUUGGGGUGUAUUCCUCUGCCCAAUGCAGGUGAUUUUGGGGGUUGGUUUUGCCCGUGCCACGGUUCACACUAUGAUAUCUCGGGAAGGAUUCGAAAGGGGCCGGCCCCUUUUAACUUGGAGGUGCCUACUUACAGUUUCUUGGAUGAGAAUAAGCUGUUGAUUGGAUGA